This is a messenger RNA of Phacochoerus africanus (Common warthog), 2049 nucleotides long. Its product is annotated as glycerophosphodiester phosphodiesterase domain-containing protein 4-like. Gene Ontology annotation, cellular component: membrane. Gene Ontology annotation, molecular function: glycerophosphodiester phosphodiesterase activity. Gene Ontology annotation, biological process: lipid metabolic process. The transcript is spliced from 19 exons. The coding region runs from base 1 to 2049 and encodes 682 amino acids. NCBI's taxonomy places the organism in Eukaryota, Metazoa, Chordata, Mammalia, Artiodactyla, Suidae. The record is from RefSeq and is a predicted model, not a curated record.
AUGGAGCAAAGGAGGAGUGUCGAGACAGAUCUCAGGUUUGAAGAAGAGCAGCCCUUCUGGCUUCCAGGCCAGCUACCUUCCCCAGCUCCCGCACCCCUCCCAGCAUCCUGGCUUGUCUCUCCCACAGACAGGAAACUGCCAACCUGUCUUCGAAAGGGACUGUAUCAUUUUGCAUUUCCACCAGCGAUGAAUGACAGUUCUUGUUGCUCCGCAUCCUCCUCAGCCUUUGCUGCUCUCAGUUCUGGAUGUUGUCCACUCAUCUCCAGCAAGAGGAAGCUGAUUAAUACUAUCAAGUUGGCAGCCACGCCUGAGGCGGUGCCAAGUGAAGGACCUGCUCGAGGGAGGACCCCGAGACCAAAGGGCUUCCACAUAGAUCAACUCUUUUACCCGUGGCUCUUUGCUGCAUUUUGCCUGAGUGUGCUUUUGCUGUUCACAUGGAUAGAGACCUCAAACGAACACAAUGGCUUUGACUGGGUCGUUUUUCUAGGUACAGGAGUCUGGUUCUUCUGGUCCCUUGUCUUGCUGAGUUUAUUUUGGAUCCUGGCUAUCUACAUGUCAUUGCUGUUGGCACUUGGACUUUUGUUGUGUUGGGAAGGGAGGGAACUCUCCCUGCACUGGUGUCAUAAGGUCCUGAUUCUGCUAGUGGUUGGAAUAUGCUCGUUUUUUUUCUGGCUCCUAUUCACUUACUGGAAAGAGAGGUGGCUCACCAUUGGGCUGUCCCUGCAGAUCUUCGCUCCCUACAUCCACCUGGGCAGCAUAUCUAUGAUGGUUAUGGUCGCCUGGCCUGUGGCCUUCUACGUGGUCCAUUUGGAAGGAGAAGCUAAAAUCAGAAGAUACAAGAUUACAAGUAACGAAAGAAGAAGAAAUAAGAUGUGUAAUAUGAUCACAAAGUUGAGAGCUCUACAAGUGGCUGUUGUAUUGCCCUUUUUCCUUAUCCUUUUAUGUCUCUAUGUGGUGCCCUGGGGGAAUCAUUCUCCCUGCAUUCAAGAGAAGGAUAAAUUGGGACCCAAGCCGAGCUUCUUUGGACAUAGAGGUGCACCCAUGCUGGGGCCUGAGAAUACCAUGAUGUCCUUUGAGAAAGCUGUGGAAGAAGGUGCCUUUGGGCUGGAGAGUGAUGUACACAUAAGUAUGGAUAGAGUACCUUUUCUCAUGCAUGAUUAUGACCUGAGAAGAACAACCAACAUCAGGGAGGUCCUGCCAAAUGCCUCCCUCCAGCACCCUGGCUUUUUUGGUUGGUAUUUCUUGUCGACUCUGAAUGCAGGCAAAUGGUUUUCUCAUUCAUGGGUCAAACCAUUUUACCGUAUGAAAUCCCUAUCAGAAGCUGAUAGAGAAAAAGCAAGUAAACAGAAGAUUCCAAAAUUCAUGGAAUUAUUGAAACUUGCACAGAGGGAAAAAAAAUUGGUGAUAUUUGAUCUUAAUGUUCCUCCACGACAGCAUCCUGCCAGAUCCGCAUAUAUCCAAAUUGCAGUGAGAGAGAUCCUUGACUCGCAAAUUGAGCAACACCUGAUUAUUUGGUUACCAGGUUCUCAAAGGGAGUAUGUCAGGAGCAGAGCUCCUGGUUUUCAGCACAUUGGCCGGUUAUUCACCAUUGAACAACUUACAAAACAAAAUAUCACUAGAAUAAAUGUUGACUACAAGAGGUUGUUCUACAAUGGGUUGAGAGAAUAUAAAGCAGCUAACAUCAACAUCAACUUGUACGUCAUCAACGAACCUUGGCUCUUCUCACUGGCCUGGUGCUCCAGGAUUCAGUCAGUGACCACAGACAACAUUCAGGUCCUGAAUAAGAUCAAUCACCCUUACUACUUCAUGACACCAAAUUUCUAUAUGUUGAUGUGGAUUCUCAUGGAUUGUGCUUCUGCAAUUUUCAUUGUUGCCAUAUUUUAUUUUCAUUGGUGGAGAGAGAGCCAAAGUGAAAAAAUCCUCAAAGGUAUCAGCAGUUAUGCAGGUAAAGUCAGAGGCCUCAUGGACUCCCAUCUCCUCCCCCCUACCCAGGUUCUGGAGGGCCCUUGGUCUUUAAAGGCUUUAUUUCCUGCAUUAGUAACAUAUUGA